This is a messenger RNA of Ostertagia ostertagi, 459 nucleotides long. NCBI's taxonomy places the organism in Eukaryota, Metazoa, Nematoda, Chromadorea, Rhabditida, Trichostrongylidae. The record is from the annotation of a GenBank genome assembly.
AUGAAAGGAAAAACACGGUUCCACAGAUAUGUUGAACUGAAGGAAGGAAAAGUACAAUGCUCUUCUGUAGGUACUUCUAUGACAUCUCAAUGUCCUCAUGUCGACAGUUCGUCUUCUAUGGAUGCGAUGGAAAUACGAACAAUUUUCCCGAUGAAGCUUCUUGUGAAGCUGCAUGUGCGGCUAAGCCCACCUCGACCGCGGUGUACCAUCCUAAAAACGCAUUACGAUGCCCGGAACCAUACGUUAACCCUCCCAACUGGCCACAGAUAUGUGGGUCCGAAGAGGAUAUCACCUGCAGUGGAGUCUGUAUUAGCCUUCAAAAUGGCUUCCGAGUAUGCUGCAGGCAAUCAUCCCCACCAAAUCGCCCUUCUAGCUUCGAACUAUGCGGUCACGGUCUCACGCCGUAGCGUUGCUCUCCUGACGACUGGAGAACCUCUCCAAGUGUUCUUCAGACGAUGA